AUGGCACAGGCCCCUUCAUAUACCUGGGUUUGUGGGCCGUGGGGGCCUCUCAUAGCACGGCGACCCUGUCCCCAGGGGGGCCCUGCGGUUUGUACGGGCUUCGGCUCGUGCACCGUCUCAAUAUUUCCCUGUCCUGCUUCGGCCCUCGGGCUGGGCAGGCCAUUUUUU
Phanerochaete carnosa HHB-10118-sp is the source of this 168-nucleotide messenger RNA. RefSeq lists its product as uncharacterized. The annotation marks the transcript as partial. The record is from RefSeq and is a predicted model, not a curated record. NCBI's taxonomy places the organism in Eukaryota, Fungi, Basidiomycota, Agaricomycetes, Polyporales, Phanerochaetaceae. The transcript has a single exon.